AUGACGCCAUUUACCUCCUCAGCCGCUCGGGCAGCUUCACGCAUCCCUUCGAACGCUGCGGGUGCCCGUCUUACCCAAAUGCGCAGCCAUUUCAGUACCACCUCUGCUGCCCGAAAAGAAAUACAAGAUGCAUAUAUCAUCUCUGCCUCGCGAACCCCCACUGCCAAGUUCAAUGGCUCCUUCAUGAGUCUCUCUGCCCCCCAGCUCGGUGCUGUGGCCAUAAAAUCUGCCGUCGAGAAGUCCAAAGUCCCCAUCUCAAAGAUCACCGAUGUCUACAUGGGUAACGUCCUGUCAGCUGGUGUUGGACAAGCGCCUGCUCGACAAGCCUUGAUCUUUGCUGGCCUGCCGAAUACCAUCGAGGCCGUGACUAUCAACAAAGUCUGUGCAUCCGGCUUGAAGGCAGUCACCACGGCUGCUCAAAAUAUUCAGCUUGGUCUUGCAGAAGCACAAGUUGCUGGUGGCAUGGAAAGUAUGUCGCGCGUUCCCUACUUCAUCCAUCGUGCCGCCCAGCAACCCCCUUUCGGUCAUAUCCAGCUGAAAGACGGCCUGAUCGAGGACGGUCUCUGGGAUGUCUAUAACCAGUUCCACAUGGGCAAUUGCGCAGAGCACACGGCAAAGAAGUACGAAAUUUCCAGGGAAGCGCAAGAUGGUUAUGCCAUUCAGAGUUUUGAGCGCGCGCAAAAGGCUUGGGCAGAGAAGAAAUUCGCUGAUGAAAUUGUUCCUGUUACCGUAAAGGGCAAAAAAGGUGACACAGUCAUCGCAGAAGAUGAGGGAUACCAGAAUCUGAAGAAAGAAAAGGUCGCGAGCUUGAAACCUGCAUUCGUCCGUGAUGGCACAGGUACAGUCACGGCUGCAAACUCGUCAACAUUCAACGAUGGAGCCAGUGCUGUGGUCGUUGUGAACAAGGCUCUUGCUCAACAAUAUGGCAAGGGUAGCCGUGUCCUCGCUCGUAUUGUUAGCUCUGCCGAUGCCGCAAUCGACCCCGUUGAUUUCCCUACUGCACCAGCAAAGGCUGUGCCCAUUGCUCUCGAACGAGCAGGGAUCAAGAAGGAAGAUGUCGCCGUGUGGGAGUUCAACGAGGCAUUCGCCGCCGUGAUCAAAGCCAAUGAAAAGAUCCUUGGCCUCGAGAAUGCGAAUGUCAACCCUCUUGGCGGCGCGAUUUCCCUUGGACAUGCGCUCGGAAGCUCUGGUUCUCGCAUCCUCACCACGCUUCUGCAUCAGCUCAAGCCAGGAGAGUACGGUGUCGCAGCUAUCUGCAACGGGGGCGGCGCAGCUACUGCCGUUGUCGUGCAGAGAAUCGAGAGCGUGGAGUAG
Molecule: messenger RNA, 1314 nt
Organism: Exophiala aquamarina CBS 119918
Lineage: Eukaryota; Fungi; Ascomycota; Eurotiomycetes; Chaetothyriales; Herpotrichiellaceae
Product: acetyl-CoA C-acetyltransferase
Exons: 2
Coding region: 1-1314 (437 amino acids)
Biological process (GO): fatty acid beta-oxidation
Molecular function (GO): acetyl-CoA C-acetyltransferase activity
Source: RefSeq, a predicted model, not a curated record